Messenger RNA from Puntigrus tetrazona (Sumatra barb), 877 nucleotides. It is a transcript of the gene rbis, whose product is annotated as ribosomal biogenesis factor. NCBI's taxonomy places the organism in Eukaryota, Metazoa, Chordata, Actinopteri, Cypriniformes, Cyprinidae. Gene Ontology annotation, biological process: ribosome biogenesis. Gene Ontology annotation, cellular component: nucleolus. The record is from RefSeq and is a predicted model, not a curated record. The transcript has 3 exons. The coding region runs from base 275 to 568 and encodes 97 amino acids.
CCCCUUUACAGCGAAGGAAAAGCGCAGUUACAGCAGACACGUGGACGUGAGUAAGAGCUGUUUAUAGUUGAAACUGCGCUGUUUUGACGCUUUUAGAUGUAGUUGUAUUUGUAUUGUUAGACCCGUUUAAUUUAGAAUCGAGUGUCAUCUAAACGAGACCAAGCCACCGAUACCGGUCUCCGUCGGCUGUCUGGGUUUGGGUCAGUCGUUUAACUAGUAACGCUAUUUCAGACGUCCAUUUGGUUGAGCUCUCAUCAGAAAGUCUACAGUAAAAAUGGCCAAAAAUAAACAAAAAGGCAAAAAGCAGCAGAAUGUAUUUCAGGUUGCGAACAAGCAGUCGAAACCCAAGACCAAGGCGAAACCCGUCAAGACCUCCCUGAAGCACAUAAACACUUUGAGAAAUGAAAAAGUGGAGAGCUUGAAUCAGAUGUUCACAGAAGUACAGCGAGAUGUCAAGAGUAUAUCAAAAUCAACAUGUGAACCCAAAAAAGCACAGAAGGUGGUCAGAGAAGCUCCACGUGAAGCUGUCAAUGUGGAUAAUGCUGCCCAGCUUCUCUCUCAACUCUAGAAGAGCAUUUUAACCUGCUGGAAAUGGACUAAUCACAUAUACUUCUUGUCAAAAAAACCCAAAACAGUUAAUAAUAACUGCAGAUCAGCAAUAUUAUUUAUUACAUUAAUACAUUUGUGUGCAGAACCGCAUGAUUUCUAUCCCCUUUGUAGAACUGGUUUUGUAUAUGCACUCUGCAACACUGUAUGCUAAUCAAACUACCAAGCUUAAUGUCCAAAAAAUCCAUUAGUAAGUUUUCCUAGAUUUGAAUAUUGUCUAUGCUUGCUGAAGCAAAAAGAACAAAGUCAUUAAAGACUGAAUUCUAUCAGA